Messenger RNA from Cercopithifilaria johnstoni, 417 nucleotides. The record is from the annotation of a GenBank genome assembly. NCBI's taxonomy places the organism in Eukaryota, Metazoa, Nematoda, Chromadorea, Rhabditida, Onchocercidae.
AUGAUCGCGAGCCUGAAGCGGAAAAAAGGUGCGCAAAAUGCGGAUAAUCCGGAUGUAACGGCCCACAUCUCGGCCUGUUGGGCUUGGAUGACUGGGAUUUUGUCGUGGCAUUGGAGAUUUUUAAAUUUGCGAGCGAGCAGCGUUAUUGCUUUAAUCCAAUUUAAGAUUAAUGGAUUAGUUUCAUUAGGAUUAAACGGGAUAACACUUCUUUUACUCGUUGAAGAAGAAAAUGAAAAGCUUGAGGAGAGAUCCAUCUAUGAAAGAAAUGAUCGCUUGACGCUAACGAUUUUUUUAAGAUUUGAACCAAUCAAGAAAUUAGAACCGCCGGAACUCUUAUUAAUGAGAACAUUGCAAAAGGAAAUGUGGGCUGCAGCGUUGAAACGUGGCACUUGGUUCCGGGUUCCUCAACAUGACUAA